AUGUUGAUUCUUCUGGCUUUCAUUAUUGUGUUUCACAUAACUUCAGCAGCGCUGUUGUUCAUCUCAACCAUUGACAAUGCCUGGUGGGUAGGAAAAGACUUUUCUACAGAUGUCUGGAAUGUCUGUAUCAAUAUCACCAACUGUACAGCCAUUAAUGAAAACAAUUCAGAAUAUCAGUCUGUGCAGGCUAUUCAGGCCACCAUGAUCCUGUCUACUAUUCUGUGUUGUGUUGCAUUUCUGGUUUUCAUUCUUCAACUCUUCCGCCUAAAGCAAGGAGAAAGAUUUGUGUUAACUUCUACUAUCCAGCUGCUGUCAUGUCUCUGUGUUAUGACUGCAGCAUCCAUUUACACAAAUAGGCAUGAAGAUCUGCACAAGAGUAAUGGAUACGAGUUUGAUGUUCGUAGUGGCCAGUAUGGAUAUUCCUUCAUCUUAGCCUGGAUUGCAUUUGCUUUUACUCUGAUCAGUGGUGUCAUGUACCUAGUAUUAAGGAAACGUAAAUAA
Molecule: messenger RNA, 501 nt
Organism: Emys orbicularis (European pond turtle)
Lineage: Eukaryota; Metazoa; Chordata; Testudines; Emydidae
Gene: EMP2
Product: epithelial membrane protein 2
Exons: 4
Coding region: 1-501 (166 amino acids)
Biological process (GO): regulation of cell-matrix adhesion; positive regulation of integrin-mediated signaling pathway; cell adhesion
Cellular component (GO): cytoplasm; plasma membrane
Molecular function (GO): protein kinase binding
Source: RefSeq, a predicted model, not a curated record